Messenger RNA from Copidosoma floridanum, 1182 nucleotides. RefSeq names its product heterochromatin-associated protein MENT-like. NCBI's taxonomy places the organism in Eukaryota, Metazoa, Arthropoda, Insecta, Hymenoptera, Encyrtidae. Gene Ontology annotation, molecular function: serine-type endopeptidase inhibitor activity. The record is from RefSeq and is a predicted model, not a curated record.
AUGAUGUGUUGCAAAUCUCUAUUAUUAUCAUUGCUUAUAUCAAUCAUAGUGGCAAAUACGAAAUGUACAGAAAUGAAAAAUGUUUUAACAAACGAGAGGGUGGGGAACAAGUUGGUCACGACUGGUUUUAAUUUUGCGAGAAAUUUUACCCCUGUAAGAUCACAUUACGGCAAGCUUGUUAUUGAACAUCAAAAUGAAAAAAACGUGGUGUGUUCACCCAUGGCUGCUCGUCAAAUCUUAGCAUCGGUCGUUCUUGGAGCACGACGAAAUACUUCAAUUCAACUACGCGAAGCACUUUCUCUGAGAACGAAUAUUCACCGCGUAAAAUUGCAAUAUCACUUGUGGAAUGACGGUAUUGAGUACGUGCAGGACAUGACCCUCAAAUUGGCCAGCAUGGUUUACGUACCUAAAAAGUUUGAAAUAAAAAAAAAAUUUCGAGAAAAUGCACGAGUUUACUUUUUAACUGAAGUUACUUCGAUGAAAGGUAAUCAGUCGGAAACCGUUACUGAAGCAAAUCAAUGGAUCAGUGAGACGACAGACGAAAAAGUCGAUGGAAUUCUCAAUGAAGGCGACAUAACGCAAAACACUAGCCUAGUCGUUUUAAACGCUAUUUACUUCCGUGGCGAUUGGAAGUACCCAUUCAAUCCUAAAUCUACAAGAAGACAAUUUUUCCACCAAUUUGGAAACAGGAAGUAUGUUGAGCUUCCGUACAGGGAUUUCGAGUUUAAAAUGGUCAUUAUCAUGCCUUUGGAUGAAAAAACCAACAAAAUUAAAUUUGAAGCGCUUGGCCGGAAUUUGAAGAACUUUGAUUAUCGGACCAUCGACGGAAAAAGAUCUACAGUAAUACUGAAUAUGCCAAAAUUUACCAUAAAAAGUACCAUUGAUCUCGUGCCUGUUUUAAAAAAGAUGGGUGCAACGCAUAUGUUUGACAAUAGACAAGCUAAUUUUAAAAGUAUCGGAGAAAGUUCAAGUGAUAAUUUGCAUGUGGACAAAGUCAUUCAAAAAAUCUUUCUUCAGGUUGACGAAGUGGCUAAUGACGAUAUGUAUUUCAUUGCAACUCCCAAUAGCAUUGGAUCAAGUAAUUACAUUAAUAUCAACAAGCCAUUCUACUUUGCUAUUUUGUCGUCACAAUCCGUAUUAUUGGAAGGACGAGUUAUAACACCAAAUUAUGAAGAUGCGUAG